Messenger RNA from Harmonia axyridis, 2044 nucleotides. RefSeq lists its product as uncharacterized. Gene Ontology annotation, cellular component: cytoplasm. The transcript has 2 exons. Bases 372 to 1913 code for a protein of 513 amino acids. Gene Ontology annotation, molecular function: ubiquitin conjugating enzyme binding; zinc ion binding; ubiquitin protein ligase activity. The record is from RefSeq and is a predicted model, not a curated record. Gene Ontology annotation, biological process: proteasome-mediated ubiquitin-dependent protein catabolic process; multicellular organism development. NCBI's taxonomy places the organism in Eukaryota, Metazoa, Arthropoda, Insecta, Coleoptera, Coccinellidae.
UGACAGAGAAUAAAGAAUAACUAACUGAUGGAUAAUCAGAGGUUUUUUCAGAACCGCCCCUUCCGUUCGCAAGAAUCUUCAAAGGACAAGAUAGAUGUACAUGCUACCUCUUGUUAUUAUAUACUCAAAGAUUUGAGUAUUUUCAUAAUUAAUUCGAUCGAGUAUUUCUGUGAACUGAAUACUUCCAUAAUCGAAUGUCUAUGUCAUCGGUACUACGAAAGUCAAGAUUCAAGGCUAUAUUUUUUAUUGAUGCAGAUGCAUUUAUGUUUGUUCUUAUAUUAGUGCCAUUACAUUACAGUCGUUACUGGUUCCAUAGAAGAAUACAUCGUCACUCAUCAGCAAAAUAAUACUUCUGAAUAUAGAACAAUAAAAUGACUACAUUUGACGGUACUAAUUUGAGUUAUGCAUUGCCCAGUUUUCUAACUGAAAAAGUACUUUGUGCUAGCUGCAAAUAUUUUUUGUCAGUUCCACCCAUUUAUAGCUCAAAUAAUGGUGAUUCAAUAUGUGGUAGAUGCAUUGAUUUGAAAAACCCACAAGGUAUCAGAAAUAACCUUUUUGAAAUACUCCUUGAAGUUAUAUCGUUCCCUUGUAUGAAUAAGCAAUAUGGUUGUUUAGAGAGUCGAACUGGGAAAACUAUGUGGAGUCAUGAAAUCAGCUGUUUUCAUAGAAGAGUGAACUGUCCAGUUGCAAUAUCAGAAACUUGUGAUUGGAUAGGUGAUAUAGAAACUAUUUUAGAGCACUUUGAAGAAUAUCAUGUCACAUAUUUAAUGAAUGAACCUUCAUUCGAAGUAAAUUUUGUAAAUAAUUUCGAAGAUAUCAGCUUAUUGACUUAUUCUGAUAGUUUAUUCCUAGUAAGAAGACGUGGUGACAUAAAAGAAAAAAAAUUUUGGUGCUCUGUUCAAGCAAUUCAAAGGAAUGAAUCUGAAAAAUUCCAAUAUACCUUGAAAUUGAAAAAUCCAAUAUCAGGUAAAACAAUAAAAUUUGAAACAAAAGAAGUGAUUACUUUAAAUGACCAAGACGGUUUUGAAAUAGAUUCAGUGGAAGUUCAAGUUCAAUUGGAGAAACCUGUAAUGAUCAUUGCAGAUAUAGAAAUAGUAGAGCUUCAAGAUAAAUCUAAUGCAGCCAAGGCAAAGUCUGAUGUUUUAAGCAAUGCAGAUAUGGAAAUGUUGAAGGCAAUUGAGUGUCCUGUUUGUUUUGAAUAUAUGGUGCCACCUAUUUUUCAAUGUGAAAUUGGUCAUAGUAUUUGUGGACAAUGUAAGAGUAAAGUAAAACAAUGUCCAACAUGCACAAAACCUUUUGGUGCUGCUCAGAAUUUUGCUGUUGAAAAUAUGACUUCUUAUAUAAAAUAUCCUUGUAAAAAUUCUGAAAAGGGCUGCGAGUUUAUUUCUACUGCCAAAAAUAUUAAACAACAUGAACAUUCAUGUCAGUAUAGUGCGUUCCUUUGUCCGACUUCAGAUUAUACUUCCUGUUCAUGGUCUGGUUUGAAGCAUCAUAUUUGGGAACAUUGUCGGCAAAAACAUAGAGAUCACAUUAUAGAAUGCCAUUCUGUCAGUAUACCUUUUGAUCCAAACGAGGAAAAUGAAGAAGAGGAUUGUUUUAUCAUAAAUUAUAUGAGAAACAUUUUUGUAUUACAUUGGAAAUUUGUUAAUCAAACUUUCUUUUGGUCAGUACAAUUAGUCGGACCAAUAGAAGAUAGUAAUAAUUAUUAUUUUGAUUUGGAUAUAAUUGAUCGAAGUGGUAAAAAUUUGAGAAUUUUCAUGAGAGGUUUUUGUGAAGCCCUUACUGAUAAAUAUUUAGCAUUCACAGAAAAUAGAUCUUUUAUAUUUUUAACUUUAGAUCAAGUGAAGCCCUUGAUAAAUGAAGUAUUAUCAUUCAAACCAUCAGUUUUUAAGAAUACUUCAAAUGAAAAAUAAUUUUGUUUAUUCAAAAAAAAAGUUUUUUAUGUUAAAUUUUUUUUUAUCUUUUUAAGAGUUGGCAUUUUUUCAAACCGAAUAUGUGUAUUCAGUUGCUCAAAAUAAUUGAAAAUAAAAAUAUUUCGAUACUA